AUGCUCGAUUUUUUUGUAAUACUGACUAGAGGUGGUAUAGUGUUGUGGUAUAUGAAAAGUACAUCCGAAUGCAUUAGGACGGCAAUUAAUGCUUUUUUAAAAUCCCUCAUACUUCAGGAAAAUCUUAGCAACGGGGUGUUUGCGCAUGAAAGCAUUGCGAUGAAGCACUUCAUGGAUAAUGAAUUUGAUCUUUUGUAUAUUGCCGGGUACCAGCGUGUCCUCCAAUUGAGUUAUGUCGACAAGUUUCUAACUGUGAUUGCAUUGGAAUUUCGGGACAAGUACAAAAAUAAACUACUUGAGAAGAAUCGAUUUGGGUAUUUCGAUGACUUUGCACCCAUUUUCGACUCCAAGUUAUGCGAAAUUGAAUCAGAUUCACUGAAGUCAAUUAAGUCUGUUAAACCUAUGCGAUCUUUUGCUGAUUCAGCGAAAUCAAAAAAGACAAUCGCGUCGAUGAUUAUCAAUAAGGAAAAUCAACACUCGACCUCCGCUACCGAUAAAAGGGCUAAUUUAGCUGAGAGCUUGGACUCAGGUGAACCCAUUUUGGAUUCAAAAAUUGGUAUUGCUUCCGAAUCACCUGUUUCUGGCAAGCCUGGUAAAAGGAUAAAAGUGAAUCGUCGUUGGACCAAUGAGGCCGUUGGAGCUGAGGCUGCUGCUCUUGAUUACAGCAACGGAGGCGGUGCCGUCAUCUCCUCAGGUACUCUUGCUCAUGAUGGGACAGAUCUUGUUGCCUCCCAAGGGCUGCAGCUAACUGCCAGCGAAGUCGAAAAUCUCACUAAACUUCGUGGCACAUUGCGUGAGGGCUUUGAUGAGUUAGAGGUCUCGUCGGAUGAAGAGGAAUAUGCUUGUUCAUCGGAAGAUGAAGAGGAACAGGAAUCAAAAGCUUCUUCUCGCAGCAGGAAUGAAAUAAAGGCAAAUAAUUUGCUCAAUUUUGUGUCAUUUUCAAGAAUCGCCUUUAUUCAUGUUUUCUCCUACGUCAUCUGUGUGACCUCUAUACUCACCCCGAACAAAUCGUUCGGCUUUAUGUCAGGUCUGCUACAAAACUUGAAAUCGACGGCCACUGGUCGGGUGUUGACAAGUGAGGACAUUCGAAAUCCAUUGGAGCAGCUGCGUGAUCAUCUGGUACAAAAAAAUGUCGCUUUUGAGAUCGCAAAUCGCCUUUGCGAUGGAGUGGCUGAGAGCCUAGUCGGAGUGCAACUUGGUCGCUUCGAGAGAGUUGGAUCACGUGUUCGCGCGGCCCUGGAGGAGGCCUGUACCCGUCUUCUUGCUUCCGGUCGUCGUGUCGAUGUCCUACGUGAUGCUCUUGAAGCCCAACAAUCGGGGCGGCCGUAUGUCAUCGUCUUUUGCGGUGUCAAUGGUGUUGGUAAAUCCACGAAUCUCGCCAAAAUAGCCUUUUGGUUGAUUGAAAAGAAUUUCAAAGUCCUUAUAGCUGCCUGUGAUACAUUCCGUUCUGGUGCUGUGGAACAGCUUCGAACCCACGUACAGAAACUUAAUUUUAUUCACCCCCCCGAGCAUCACGGCGGUCAAACAAUGGUUGAGCUGUAUGAGAAGGGUUAUGGCAAGGAUGCCGCAAAUAUUGCUAUGUCGGCCAUCUCCCAUGCUAAGGAGAAACAGCGCGAUGUGGUUUUGGUCGAUACCGCUGGACGGAUGCAAGACAAUGAACCGCUGAUGCGUGCGCUUGCCAAACUCAUUAUCGUCAACGAACCCGACUUGGUUCUUUUUGUCGGUGAGGCACUGGUCGGAAAUGAGGCAAUUGAUCAACUGGUAAAAUUCAAUCAGUCUCUGGUCGAUUAUGGCAAUGCAGCCAAGUCCCACGCCAUUGAUGGCAUCGUGCUCACUAAAUUUGAUACAAUUGACGACAAGGUUGGAGCAGCUGUCUCGAUGGCCCAUAUCUCAGGGCAACCAAUUGUUUUUGUUGGAACCGGUCAGACGUACUCUGAUCUACGUCAAUUUUCUGUACCGAGUGUGGUUAAAGCUCUCAUGAAGUAG
This is a messenger RNA of Hydatigera taeniaeformis, 1986 nucleotides long. The record is from the annotation of a GenBank genome assembly. Lineage: Eukaryota; Metazoa; Platyhelminthes; Cestoda; Cyclophyllidea; Taeniidae.